Periconia digitata is the source of this 967-nucleotide messenger RNA. NCBI's taxonomy places the organism in Eukaryota, Fungi, Ascomycota, Dothideomycetes, Pleosporales, Periconiaceae. The record is from the annotation of a GenBank genome assembly.
AUGUCCGAAUCAAUUGCACCUCAACAAACAACGCUCGACAGCUGCUCAUCAUUGAGGGAAAAAUUCUCUGACCUGCAGACCUCGCCAAAGUGCCCUGUCCACGCCGCACGUCCCCGGAUCAUCCGCCGCCUAGCCCAAUUCACGAAUCACCUCCUUCGUAACAUCUCCAUUUCCUCAAUUCACUGUCAACUGCCGUAUCCGCGGCCGAACCCUACCCACAAUCCAUAUCGACAUCCCGCAAACACCCACCCUUCUCAAAAACCCUCUGUUCUUGCCGCCAUGCCAGCCAUACGCGGCGACAAGUCCAAAAAGAAGACGCGCCGUCACACUCGCGACCUCGACCAGAUCCACGCCGACCUGCGAGACGAGAAGCACCUUGCCAAGCACACAGAAUCAAAGGCUGCCGAAGACCUGCCUGGUCUAGGACAAUGGUACUGCAAGGAAUGCGCAAAAUGGUUUGAGAGCGAAACAAAUUUUCUCGCCCACCACAAAGGGAAGGUGCACAAGCGGAGAGUGAAGCAGCUCCGUGACGAACCUUACUCGCAAAAGGAGGCAGAAGCUGCCGCGGGCUUGAGGACAGACAAUGGCACAAGGACCACAGCCGCUAUGGAUGUAGAUGAGGGCGCAAAACCGGUUCAAGUUGAGGGUUGAGCUUGACGUUGGAGUCAAGAGAGUAUGGUGGGCGCGCAACCGGCACCACCAAAAUGGGCACAACUGAGUAUACAUGCCAAAUGAUUCAUCUAUGACAUGAGUGGGCUGCCAUAGGCAUGAAACCAUCCGGCUCUUUGUAUGCCUACACACUUGAUCGGUUUUGCGAACAUUGCGAAUGCAUUGCUGGAGUUUUGGAAGGAAAAAAAAUCGGUUGGACAAAUAGACGGCCGUUAGGCUCAAAAUGAUACCCCCAAACAGGCACCCAAAAACAAAUAAAAAUCUAGCUUGCUUAGAAAUACAAUCCCCGUACAGUUCU